GGCACUCGGACCGGCAAGUGCCACCUUGUCUUUCCCCAGUGUUGUACAGUUUACAACGUGCCAUCGCGCUGGUCUCCUCCUAACAAUGUCGGGAGGCGGAAAUUCUCACCUCCCUAAACAGAAGAUCGGAGGAGAGCGGGAGGAGGCCCAGCCUCGUGAUGAGGAAUAGCAAGGAGAGAAUUCAGCUCCAGUUCAAAAACCUACAAAAUCUGAGACUGUCACUGCUCGUGUAAGUUUUCUCUCUGAGCUACCAUAUGCUAUCGGCUGAAAUUUCCGGCAUCCCUGGGGGAGAGGAGGCCAUCAGGGCAGACCUGCUAUGGACCUGAAAGAUUCGGCCCCAGGAUUCCAGCUUUCCCUCCUGGCCAGAAAUGUUCAGCCUGGACUCAUUCAGAAAAGAUCGGGCCCAGCACAGGCAGCGUCAGUGCAAACUUCCCCCACCCCGCCUUCCACCCAUGUGUGUCAACCCUGCCCCUGGAGGGACCAUCUCUCGAGGCUGAACGUUAACAUUUCCAACAUGGCAGCUUCUAGGGACCUAUUAAAAGAGUUCCCACAGCCCAAAAACCUUCUCAACAGUGUAAUUGGAAGAGCCCUCGGCAUCUCACAUGCAAAAGACAAACUGGUCUACGUGCACACGAAUGGACCGAAGAAAAAGAAAGUCACCCUCCACAUAAAGUGGCCCAAGAGCGUGGAGGUAGAAGGCUAUGGCAGCAAGAAGAUCGACGCCGAGCGGCAGGCUGCGGCGGCGGCCUGCCAGCUGUUCAAGGGCUGGGGACUGCUGGGUCCCCGAAAUGAACUGUUUGAUGCAGCCAAAUACCGUGUGCUAGCCGAUCGCUUUGGCUCUCCGGCUGACAGCUGGUGGCGCCCGGAACCCACCAUGCCACCUACUUCCUGGCGGCAGCUAAACCCUGAGAGCAUUCGGCCAGGGGGCCCUGGGGGCCUGUCCCGCUCCUUGGGCCGGGAGGAAGAGGAGGAUGAGGAGGAAGAGCUGGAAGAGGGGACCAUUGAUGUCACUGACUUCCUGUCCAUGACGCAGCAGGACUCCCACACCCCACUCAGGGACUCGAGGGGGGGUUCCUUUGAAAUGACAGACGACGACAGUGCUAUUAGGGCUCUGACCCAGUUUCCACUUCCCAAGAACCUUCUGGCCAAAGUGAUUCAGAUAGCAACAUCGUCCUCCACAGCUAAGAACCUCAUGCAGUUCCAUACCGUGGGCACCAAGACCAAGCUGUCCACCCUCACUCUGCUCUGGCCCUGUCCCAUGACCUUUGUCGCCAAAGGGCGCCGCAAAGCGGAGGCUGAGAAUAAGGCGGCGGCCCUGGCCUGCAAGAAACUGAAGAGCCUGGGCCUGGUGGACCGCAACAACGAGCCGCUUACCCAUGCCAUGUAUAACCUGGCCUCUCUGCGUGAACUGGGUGAGACGCAGCGCCGGCCGUGCACCAUCCAGGUGCCUGAGCCCAUCCUCCGAAAGAUAGAGACCUUCCUGAACCAUUACCCUGUGGACAGUUCGUGGAUCUCCCCGGAGCUCCGGCUGCAGAGCGAGGACGUCUUGCCCCUGGGCAAGGACUCAGGGCCCCUGAGUGACCCGAUCACAGGCAAGCCCUACGUGCCCCUGUCAGAAGCAGAGGAGGUGCGUCUGAGCCAGAACUUGCUGGAGCUGUGGCGGCGGCGAGGGCCAGUCUGGCAGGAGGCCCCCCAGCUCCCCGUGGACCCGCAUCGGGACACCAUCCUCAACGCCAUCGAGCAGCACCCAGUGGUGGUCAUCUCCGGGGACACGGGCUGCGGCAAGACCACGCGCAUCCCCCAGCUGCUGCUGGAGCGCUACGUGACCGAGGGCCGCGGCGCCCGCUGCAACGUGAUCAUCACGCAGCCGCGUCGCAUCUCCGCUGUGUCCGUGGCACAGCGGGUCAGCCAUGAACUGGGCCCCUCCUUGCGCCGGAACGUGGGCUUCCAGGUGCGGUUGGAAAGCAAGCCCCCGGCCCGCGGCGGAGCCCUGCUCUUCUGCACCGUGGGCAUCCUGCUGCGGAAGCUGCAGAGCAACCCCAGCCUGGAGGGCGUGAGCCACGUCAUUGUGGAUGAGGUCCACGAGCGGGACGUGAACACGGACUUCCUGCUGAUUCUGCUCAAGGGCCUGCAGCGGCUCAACCCGGCCCUGCGACUUGUGCUCAUGAGCGCCACGGGCGAUAACGAGCGCUUCUCCCGCUAUUUUGGCGGCUGCCCUGUCAUCAAGGUGCCGGGCUUCAUGUACCCGGUCAAGGAGCACUACUUGGAGGACAUCCUGGCCAAGCUGGGCAAGCACCAGUACCCGCACCGGCACCGGCACCACGAGUCUGAGGAUGAGUGCGCACUCGAUUUGGACCUCGUGACGGAUCUGGUUCUGCACAUUGAUGCCCGAGGGGAGCCAGGUGGAAUCCUCUGCUUCCUGCCUGGUUGGCAGGAGAUAAAAGGAGUACAGCAGCGCCUCCAGGAGGCCCUGGGCAUGCACGAAAGCAAGUACCUCAUCCUGCCAGUGCACUCCAACAUCCCCAUGAUGGACCAGAAGGCCAUAUUCCAGCAGCCGCCGGUUGGGGUGCGCAAGAUUGUGUUGGCCACCAAUAUCGCGGAGACGUCGAUCACAGUCAAUGAUAUUGUGCAUGUGGUGGACAGCGGUCUGCACAAGGAGGAGCGCUAUGAUCUGAAGACCAAGGUGUCCUGCCUGGAGACUGUGUGGGUGUCACGAGCCAACGUGAUCCAGCGCCGGGGCCGGGCGGGCCGCUGCCAGUCAGGCUUUGCCUACCACCUGUUCCCGCGGAGCCGGCUGGAGAAAAUGGUCCCUUUCCAAGUGCCAGAGAUUCUGCGCACGCCCCUCGAGAACCUGGUGCUACAAGCCAAAAUCCACAUGCCUGAGAAGACGGCAGUGGAGUUCCUUUCCAAGGCCGUGGACAGUCCGAACAUCAAGGCGGUGGAUGAGGCUGUGAUCUUGCUCCAGGAGAUCGGGGUGCUGGACCAGCGGGAGUACCUGACCACCCUGGGGCAGCGCCUGGCCCACAUCUCCACUGACCCCCGGCUGGCCAAGGCCAUAGUGCUGGCCGCCAUCUUCCGUUGCCUGCACCCGCUGCUGGUGGUCGUUUCCUGCCUCACCCGGGACCCCUUCAGCAGUAGCCUGCAGAACAGGGCGGAGGUGGACAAGGUGAAGGCACUGUUGAGCCAUGAUAGCGGCAGUGACCACCUGGCCUUUGUGCGGGCCGUUGCCGGCUGGGAGGAGGUGCUGCGCUGGCAGGACCGCAGCUCCCGAGAGAACUAUCUGGAGGAAAACCUGCUGUAUGCCCCCAGCCUGCGGUUCAUCCAUGGACUCAUCAAGCAGUUCUCAGAGAACAUUUACGAGGCUUUCCUGGUGGGGAAGCCCUCAGACUGCACCCUGGCCUCUGCCCAGUGCAACGAGUACAGCGAAGAGGAGGAGCUGGUGAAGGGUGUGCUGAUGGCGGGCCUCUACCCCAACCUCAUCCAGGUGAGACAGGGCAAGGUGACUCGGCAGGGCAAAUUCAAGCCCAACAGCGUCACGUACAGGACCAAAUCAGGAAACAUCUUGCUACACAAGUCGACCAUUAACAGAGAGGCCACGCGGCUGCGGAGCCGGUGGCUGACGUAUUUCAUGGCUGUCAAGUCCAACGGCAGUGUCUUCGUCCGGGACUCCUCCCAGGUGCACCCACUAGCUGUGCUGCUGCUGACCGACGGAGACGUCCACAUCCGUGAUGAUGGGCGCCGGGCUACCAUCUCCCUGAGCGACAGUGAUCUGCUGCGGCUGGAGGGCGACUCGCGCACCGUGCGGCUGCUUCGGGAGCUGCGCCGAGCGCUGGGCCGCAUGGUGGAGCGGAGUCUGCGCAGCGAGCUGGCCGCUCUGCCGCCGGGCGUGCAGCAGGAGCACGGGCAGCUGCUGGCGCUGCUGGCGGAGCUGCUGCGUGGGCCCUGCGGCAGCUUUGACGUGCGCAAGACGGCGGAUGACUGAGCCCCGUUGUCUGCUGGGGCUGUGUACAGAGUGCAAAUGUUUAUUUAAAAUAAAGUUCUAUUUAUCCCUUGUGAGCAUUGCUCUCCGCGGGGGGCUCCUCUCUCGGGGGCCCGGCACCCACGCUCCUGCUUCUUACAGGGCCCAGGGCUGCUGCCUUUUCUGGGCCAGGACCCUGGCCUCCCUCUCGGGGCCGGUGGUCCACUGCGGGCUCUUCGUGAAUCUUUACCUCCUAGCCCCUUGAGCAGAACCAGGGACAAGUUCCACAAGCAGCUAAGGCCACUUGAACCUCAACCUUCAGGGGCCUUAGGUGGUGCAGCAGCCCUUUUGUGACUUUGCUAAGGUCAUCAAGACGGCAUGGUACCCAGCAGCACGCUGAAGCCAGCGGAUGCGCUACGGGGCAAGGUCAGUGAUGCUGGAGCUGGAGACAAACCAGGACGGACAGAAGAGACGGGCCCGUGCGGUAGGACAUCAUGAGCUUUAUUGACUCUUGAGAGAAGUACAACAGAAUCACAGAUUGACACAGGCAAUGGCUGAGCCAGAAGCAAACUGGAGGUGCAGAAAUGCACCCACAUGCUGUCAGGGCACCUUCUCGGCCUUGGGGGACGCUUCAAGGGAGCUGGGACCACACCAGCCCACACAGACUGUUCCCCACGAGGCUCACUUCUCACAGCCCUUCCCUCGGACUGAGAGCCAGUCACCUGCCUCAGCAUCUGUGGCCCCGGGGCUAAAGAGGAGGGCACAGGUACUUUCCGGCCCUGCAGCUGUCCCCCUUCCUCCCCAGCUGCCUUCCGUCCCUCUCUCCUGCUGACAAGACGCGGGUGCCCCGAUGUCCUUGGCACAUGGCACUCUAGCAUCUGGUGCAGGGAAGGCUUUCUCCACCAGCCCCCUGCAGCACGUGCUUGGGGAGCUGCGGAUGUGGUGUCCCACCUCUCCGAGGGAAAUGCUACCUCCGAAGUGGGAGAACCUGCCGGCCCAGAUGCCCGCCCUCUACAUGGAGGUCCGAUCGGAACCAACGUCAAGAACCCUUCCUCCUGGGCUCCAGGAAGGGAGACAACAGGCGCAAUGGCGGGGUGGGGCGGCGAGGGGCCAAGUCUGGCGACCUCAAGGGGCAAGUCUGCGCUGCAGGAAAUGCUCCUCCAGAGGAGACGCCCUCAGAGACUCCCCGCCAUUUCACUACAAACUGUUACAUUUUAAUCCUUUAUUAGAAACCAUGCAAACUUUAAUACAAAAAAAAAAAAAAUACAAGUGCAA
Molecule: messenger RNA, 5233 nt
Organism: Neogale vison (American mink)
Lineage: Eukaryota; Metazoa; Chordata; Mammalia; Carnivora; Mustelidae
Gene: DHX30
Product: DExH-box helicase 30
Exons: 24
Coding region: 317-3982 (1221 amino acids)
Cellular component (GO): nucleus; cytoplasm; intracellular anatomical structure
Molecular function (GO): G-quadruplex RNA binding; ATP binding; DNA helicase activity
Source: RefSeq, a predicted model, not a curated record